Molecule: messenger RNA, 2423 nt
Organism: Kickxella alabastrina
Lineage: Eukaryota; Fungi; Kickxellomycota; Kickxellomycetes; Kickxellales; Kickxellaceae
Product: retinal pigment epithelial membrane protein-domain-containing protein
Exons: 11
Coding region: 17-2362 (781 amino acids)
Biological process (GO): carotene catabolic process
Molecular function (GO): carotenoid dioxygenase activity
Source: RefSeq, a predicted model, not a curated record
GGCGCUUUAAGAGGGAAUGAGGGAAACCUUUUCAACUCUCUUUAUUCUGGUUUGUGUGCAAUUCGACUUGGUAUUUUAUUUCAUACUCUUUAGCAUAAAAAACCACGCCACAUACUUUUUUCACCUUGAAAUGGCAACUGAAGAUUCCAAAUCCACACUGCCAGCGGUGGAGGCGUCCGCCACCGUGCACCCUGAACUAUCCGGCGCGCUCAAGGAACAAGCAGACAGUCCGGCCACUGCUAAGCACGCAGGGCGAGUUUACGUGGCGGCAGAUGAGGGCAGCAGUGAUAUCAAGCAAACAUCCAGCUCUCAAGCAAAGGACACAUUGGCCGAAAACAAGGGCAAUGUUGGAAAUACUAGCGACCAGGAUGACUUUGACAGCCAUGUCGAUGUCGACAUUGGUGCCGAUUACGAUGCUGAUGCACAUGUCAAUACAGCUACUGAAGCGCUGCGGCACACCGGUAUUGGCGAAACCAGAUCGGUGGAAGAGUCGCUCCUUUCACAGACUGCCUUGUCCAAUGCCCUUCCGCGCAUAUCAGCAAGCGCGCAGCCCGACUCAUAUCCCCUGCGGGCAUCAGUGGCAACCGCAGUCUUGCUCAAGGACUCGGAAGCAACCCGCGCAUUUGGAGCGCGUGGGUUCCCUAACUCUAACGAUUCCAAAAUAGCGGUGGCAACGGAAACCAGCGCGCACGUCGAGUCUUCUGGCAGUUCGCGGUCGUCUGGGUUCAACCAAAGGGCACGGUCGAGUGAGAUUGCCGAGCUGAGUGAAGACGAAGAGGCGGAUGCUGAGGAGGCCAUUGAGGAGAGGCAGCGGCGGCUUUUCCACCUGGGCGAGCAGCGGCGGAAGCAGAAGGAGAAGAUGUCACAGACCACGGUGUCGUCGGAGGAGAUUGAGAUCAUGCGUAGUGGAUUUUCCAACGUGCGCGAAUACACCAGCCCAACUAAGCUGCGCAUCCUGAACGGCAGCUACCCUGAGGGCCUGCGCGGCAGCCUGUAUUUUGUAGGGCCCGGGCGCUUCGAGAUCGGGUACAACGUGCAGCGCGAACUUGAGCAGGCCACGCGCAACUUUCACUUUGGCCAUCUGAUGGACGCGCUGCCACUAUUGAGCAAGAUCUCGUUUGAUCCUAAGGAGAAGACCAUCACGCAUCGGUCGCGGCUAAUAGCCAAGCAGGCAGCGGGGCAGAUCCAGAUGGAGCACGGCAUCAGCACAAAGGUACCCGGGGCGCUGUACAUGACUGACACAAACCAGACCUUCCUCAACAAAUUCAUCCCCAAGGAGUCGCACUACGCGACGCCCGAGGGCGAAUGCUGUGGGCAAGACAUUCAACUGUUUAUGCCGCUGCAGGGAUCCAGCCAGACUAUCGUAUGCACCAACCACGUCGGCGCGCUGCAGAACAUUGACCCCGUCGACCUGCGCCCGCGCGCGACUGUAGAGCUCAAGGACAUUAACCCCGAGUUCAAGGGCUCGCUCAGCUGCCCUCACAUGCAGUACGACUCUGACACGCGCGAGCACUUUACUGUGCUGCAGGAUGUAGGGUUCCGGUCGACCACCUACACUGUGUUGGCCAUCAGCGAGGCCCAGCCCAGCGGGUAUGUGGUAGCGAGCUUUGUUGCGCAGGCAUCGGUGCUGCACAGCUUUGCCAUUACGCAGGACUACAUUGUCGUGCCUGUGUAUCCGUACACAGCGCCCCUAGGUGGCGUGACGUACCGGUGGAGCGACUCUCUUCUCGAUACUCUGGCCUUUGACAGCAGCCAGCCCGUCCACCUCCGCGAGUACCGCCGCGCUCCCCCGUUCUUUGCCCUGCACCAGAUCAAUGCCACGCAGGAUAUGGCGUCUGAUUCAGUGUCGAUCGACCUGGUGGCUUACGCCGACGACACGCUGCAGAUCAAUGAUCUGCGCAAGCCUAACGCACACUUUUCAAUUCCCUCAGGCUACGCACAUCGGGGCGUCACGAUGGAGGCCACCAGGUACGUCGAGUCCAAGGGCCGACCAUCGAUCAUCCCACUGGCAACAUGGCCCGUGGAGCUGGCCAGAGUCAACCCGAUGGCUGCCCUGCGACCAUGCAAGUAUGUGUACGGCCUGAGCCACACCGAGCGCCUAAAGGGGCUCCCUGUCCACGUUGCCAGCGCCACAAUGUACAACUGCAUUGUCAACGACUCUGCUGCAGACCCGCUGGUCUGGGCGCGCACGCACUGCUACCCGUCAGAGCCCGCCGAUAAGGAGGACGACGGGUACAUCGUGUCGGUCUUCUUCGACAGCGUGCGGAUUACCAGCUGUCUGCUGACCUUCGAGGAGUUGAUGAUCGCGCAACUACCAUCGGCCGUGCCCCUGUCGUUUGGCCACUCCAAGUUUGCCAUUUAGACGAGGUGUAUCAAGUUGGUUAAUUUUUUUAAAUUUUCUGUCAAUGGAUUAGAAGUAAAGA